CCUCUCUCUCUCUCUCUCUCUCUCUAUCUAUCUAUCUAUCCUCAUUUGUUCCACCACUUCUUCAGCCUAAUUAAGAGAGUCCUUGAUGAUGAAGCAACAAAUAAUGAGCUAGCAUCUUCUUUGCCUACUCUUUCUUUUUAUCUCUGUCAGUCUCACCCUCUCUUCAAAAGUUGAAAUGCAGAUUCCCAUACCAAUAAUUAUCCAUCCAUCAACAACAACUCCUCUCCAUCAUCACUUUUUUUAAUACUACUACAGCUUACUAAAUAAAAGAUGAAAGGAAUUGAUAUAUUCUGCGCAUCCCAUGCUGCAACUUCCAUUUCCUGCCUGAGCAUGGACGAUCCCUCCUCCUCAUCCACAAUUCAUCUCGGCGGCAGCGGCCGAGCAAUCGAUCGUUAUAAUCCAAUCAUCAGAGAUCCUAGAAGAUUUGGCGGCGGCGGCGGCGGCGGCGGCAGCAGCAGCAGAACUCUCCCUCAUGUCCCUUCUUGCUCUUCUCAGACGCCCAUCAACCCUAAGCCCUCAUCCCAUUCCCACCAACAAACUCCUUACCCUCAUCAUCAAAACAAGAAUGGUACUCUGAGUGCCAUGAGCAGCUCCUCAAAGCCAAGAAACGAAAAAUCCCACGGCAAGAGCACUAAUACAAAGAAGAAGUUCAAGAUGAACAACAGCAACAGAAGCAGCUCCGCAGCUAUAAAGCCGCCAUCUCCAAAUGAUGAGGAAAAGAAAAAGAGCAGCGGCUCCAUCAAACCUGCUUCUUCUGUCCACGAGCCCAGUGAUUUCCGUAGUAGUACUAGUAGUAGUAGUAGUUUUGGAAAUCGGAAAAGCUGGAGUUGCAGUUCCACUAAGGCUCCAGCAGGUGACUUUAUCAGCCCACCUGGCUCCUCCCGGUACUUGUUGAGUGAUCAGGCUUCUUUCUUCAACCUCAUUACGGAAGAUUUUGAUCCUCUCAACAAAUUGCUGCCCCCAGUGGUGGAAGCGGAACCUCCCGUUAAUCAUUCCAAGCCCAGUAAUAGUGAUGAUAAUAAUAGCAAGGCCCUGCAAAAAGAUGACCAAUCCAAGUCUCGCUCCCCGGACCAGGUGGUAGUUCUUAGAGUUUCGCUGCAUUGCAGAGGAUGCGAGAGAAAAAUGAGGAAACAUAUCUCCAGAAUGGAAGGGGUGUCGUCUUUCAACAUAGACUUCGCGGCAAAAAAGGUGACGGUGGUCGGAAACGUGACGCCAUUGGAAGUCCUGGCUAGUAUAUCAAAGGUGAAAAAUGCUCAAUUAUGGACCCCUGCAGCUGCAGCUGCAACUGCUGUGCCGCCUUUUAGUCACACUAACUCGUCGGAGAUCAACAGAAAUAGCCAGACUACUCUCCUUUCGCGAUGAAUCAGCCACUCCUCUUUCGUAGUAUUCCGUGUCUAUCAUGAGAUGAAAUAUAUUCAGGGGGCAAGAAUCAUGACGGUGGUGUUAAAAGUUAGAACUAGUCUCUUCAUGCGUAAUCUGCAAUGUCUAGAAUCAAUAUAUGUACGAGAGACUGCAUGGCAGGAUUGAGGUUUGAGACUGUAUAUUCCGAUUUUAUUAGAUUUGCUUUAUUUACUAGCUGGUAGAAGAAUGACAUAUGCAGAAUGGAUUUUAAUUUCAAGUAACUAUGACCACAAAAACGA
Molecule: messenger RNA, 1640 nt
Organism: Coffea eugenioides
Lineage: Eukaryota; Viridiplantae; Streptophyta; Magnoliopsida; Gentianales; Rubiaceae
Product: protein SODIUM POTASSIUM ROOT DEFECTIVE 1-like
Exons: 3
Coding region: 271-1362 (363 amino acids)
Molecular function (GO): metal ion binding
Source: RefSeq, a predicted model, not a curated record